CAAAAAACAUAUUUCUUAAAAUGAUCGCGGAAAUGUUAAAGAUAUCCAUCGUUUGGUUACUGGUACCAUACAUUCAAUGCUUCUUAGGUUUCGGGGUGAAACAAAUAACUCCACCAAUCACCAAACUAGGAGAGUCGCUAUUUUGGGACAUCGACAAGCAAGCCAUAUACCUCGUAGAUGUACUAGGAAGUACCGUAUACCAACACAUCCACGGAUCCAACGAAGUCACCUACACCAAAAUUGUAUCGAAAACGAUAGGUGCAGCGAUACCCAUUGAAGGCAAAGCUGGUGAGUUUAUAGUGGCUGCUUAUCAGGACUUACUGAGGCUCGAAUGGGACGGUACCAACAAUACUGGAAAGGCGACCAAACUAAAGAGAAACUUUGAAUUUUCAAGAGAGGAGCAAUUCUAUGAAGCGAAAGUUGACGCCAAGGGUAGAAUGUGGAUUGGAACGUACCAGGUGAUCGACAGGGAGAAAUACCAAUGGGUCGAAGGUGGGGGUUCUCUGUACAUGAUCACCGUAAACAAAGACGAUUCGGUGAAAAUUGAAAGGAAAUUGGCCAAUUUGACGUUUCCCAGUGGUCUAGGUUGGACCUUUGAUAAUCGCAUCAUGUUCCACAUAGAUGCCAAGCAGGGGAAGAUUAGGAAGUACAAGUUCGAUCUUGACAGUGGAAAUUUGGGAGAAGGCAAAGUAUUCUUCAGUCAAGCGGACCAUCCACACAUUACAGGUGGUAUGGACGGCAUAGCCAUGAAGGAACAUCACAUCACAGUGCUUUUAUACAACGGCACCGGUAUUAUCGAUAUCGACCAAGAGACCGCCGAAAUAGUCUACAUCGUAUCCAAUCCGGUACCGUUGCCUACUUCUAUAGUAUUUGGUGGACCUAACAACAAAACUGCUUAUUUUGCAUCAUCGGAUUAUAGACUCACUGAGCAAGAGAAACGACUGAACCCUUAUGACUCAAAGGCAGUUUUUGUUUACUCGGGGGGCCAUUUUCCCAAUUUACAGGCGUAUAAGAUUAGAGAUCAUAUUCUAGUACCUUCGGUCGAUUUCAGCCGUUUGGGUACCCUAAUUCGGCAGAUCACAGAACCGGUUCAAUAUGCAACCGUAAUUUACUGGGACCAUAGUGCACAAGCGCAGUACUACGUGGAUAUAGCAAAAGGAACUGUGUACCGCCACAAAUAUAUGGCCAACGCAUCAACUCACACCAAAGUGUCCGAGGGUACCGUGGGUGCCAUCAUUCCUAUAAAAGGUAAAAAGGACGAGUUCAUAGUUGGGGCGGAACACGAUAUCGUACAUCUCACAUGGAACGGUGAAAAUGGUUCCGGAAACUUGACCAAGUUGCGAAAAGAUGGCGUCUUCGGUGAGAACGAAGUACUCAAUGAGGGCGCGACCGAUGCCAAAGGCAGAUUAUGGAUAAAUACGUACCAAGCAAUCGACUUGUCAAAGAUGAGUUUCAAGCAAGGCGGUGGGUCUCUUUACAUGGUAACCGUGAACAAGGACAAAUCUAUUACCAUCGAAAAGAAGUUAGGUGACCUCACAUUUCCCAAUGGUAUAGCAUGGUCCAAAGAUAACGAAUACAUGUACAUAGUGGACUCUACACCGCGAACGAUAUCCAAAAUCCAGUUCGAUCUUCAAAAAGGACAACUGGGUAAAAGUAGUGUACUUUUUAAAGUCGAGGACUACCCUAAACUUCAGGGCUAUCCAGACGGCCUAACAAUAAACAAAGAUGGCAGCUUAUCCGUGGCUCUAAAUGGAGGAUACUCCAUUCUAAAGGUCAACGGCGAAUCCGGUAAAUUGGAGAAGCAACUUCUGUUGCCCGUUCCCAACCCCACAGCAGUGACGUGGUGCGGCCAAAGUUAUGACCAGCUGUGCAUCGCGACUGAACAGUCUGACACGCCUACUUCAGAGGCUCCUUCGGUGUUCGAUUCAGGGGCGAUCUAUGUUGUCAGAAAAUUGUCUACGUCUGGGGAACAGGCGCACAAGAUCGAGCUUAAAUAAUAGCCUAAAUAAAAUAACCCUAUCUAUGAAA
Messenger RNA from Cylas formicarius (sweet potato weevil), 2028 nucleotides. RefSeq lists its product as uncharacterized. The coding region runs from base 21 to 1997 and encodes 658 amino acids. The record is from RefSeq and is a predicted model, not a curated record. NCBI's taxonomy places the organism in Eukaryota, Metazoa, Arthropoda, Insecta, Coleoptera, Brentidae. Gene Ontology annotation, molecular function: calcium ion binding; gluconolactonase activity. The transcript is spliced from 11 exons. Gene Ontology annotation, biological process: L-ascorbic acid biosynthetic process.